This is a messenger RNA of Tachysurus vachellii, 2051 nucleotides long. RefSeq names its product NHERF family PDZ scaffold protein 4a (gene nherf4a). Gene Ontology annotation, cellular component: apical plasma membrane. Gene Ontology annotation, molecular function: protein-membrane adaptor activity; protein binding. Lineage: Eukaryota; Metazoa; Chordata; Actinopteri; Siluriformes; Bagridae. The transcript is spliced from 11 exons. The record is from RefSeq and is a predicted model, not a curated record. The coding region runs from base 72 to 1562 and encodes 496 amino acids. Gene Ontology annotation, biological process: protein localization to plasma membrane.
CAAGUGUGCACCUUGAACUCUUUUACUGCCUGCAAUCCCGUCGUCCAGACAGGACACAAGCAAGCCACACCAUGAGAUACACUACAGAACCAGGAGAUGCAACAGAUGUGCCACAGAAGUUCACUUUUAACCCAAAAGAAGGGAUUGACAAUCCAGUGUUGAUGAUCUCAGAUGACCCAGAGCCAGACUUUUGUCCACGCUUAUGCCUGUUAAAACGAGAGGUAGGCCAAGGAUUUGGCUUCUGUUUGCGGAAAGAGAGUGGCUGUAGGGGCCAUGUUGUGCACCAAGUUACCCCAUGGAGUGCAGCAGAGCGCAGUGGCUUGAGUGAUGGAGACCGCAUUUUAGAGGUCAAUGAAGCAUUUGUGGACAACCAAGAGUACACCAAGGUGGUGAUGAAGGUGCAAGCAUCUGGGCUACAGCUAUGUCUGUUGGUCUUGAGUGCUGUGGAGUAUGAAAGAGCUGUGAAUGAAGGAAUAGACCUCAUGGCUCUAUCCAGGGAUCAUCGAGGUGAAGGCUGUGCACGUCCUCGUUUGUGCCACAUAAUCAGAGAUCCUGGCAUUGGAUUGGGACUCAGCAUCAGUCUUAUAGCGGGUGAGAGAGGAAAGUAUUAUUUAAGUCCAGUAAGUGACGGCCCAGCAGAGAGGGCAGGGGUUCAGGCUGGAGAUCAUCUGCUCUCGAUCAAUGGUGUCCUUGUCUCAAAACUUACACAUUCUGCACUGAUGAAAAUGGUUAAAAAGUGUGGUGAAUAUAUAACCAUUUUGGUGGUAGACAGUAGAAGUGAAGAGAGCUAUAAGCGACGAAGAUUGCCCAUUCUACCCGCUUUUGCCAGCUCUCAUAACCUGCCCUACAGGCCAAAAACCAUACACCUUAUCCAGGGACCACAGGGCUAUGGGUUCCUGUUACGACAAGAGAAACUAACUACAGGAAAUAUUGCUCACCUGCUGCGAGAGGUGGACCCGUGCAGCCCAGCUGAAGCAGCAGGGAUGGAGGAUGGGGAUCUGCUCCUGGCCGUUAACGGAGAACAGGUGGAGCAAGCUGAGCAUGAGGACAUAGUCAACAGAAUAAGGCGAAGCGGCCAGCAGGUCACACUUACUACCAUCUCUAUUCAAGGCAAAGACUACUACACACAGCUGGGGCUUUCACCACUGAUGUUUUAUGAAGAAUACAUUCCACAAAAAGUGUGUUUCCCCACAAACACCCUACCUUCCAACAAAACACCAGGACCUCGACUGUGUGCCCUUCACAGAGAGGACACAGGAUUCGGCUUUAAGCUGGCAUGCAGCCAUAUUGACAAUGUCAUCUACGUUGGCCAGGUAGAAGCUGGGUGUGCUGGAGAGAGAGCAGGGCUUCGGGAAGGGGAUGUGAUUGUGGAAGUGAACGGGCAGAAUGUGGAGCAUGAGAAUUUGGAGAAUGUGGUGACACUGAUCAUGAAGGGAGGCACUUCACUUAUGUUGCUUGUAGUAGAUAAGGAUGGGUUCGAAAAACUCAGAACAAAUGGUGUACCGAUCACUCCAGAUGUGAGCACACAGGUUCCAGAUACAACAGAAGACAACUUUGUAUAAACGGUUGAAAAUUCACCUCAAUAAAUCUGCUGUUAUCUAUUGGAUCAAAUCGUGUAUUUAUGCAUCGAAUCGUAAUUAGUCAUUCAUUCAUAAAUAUAACUCAUAUUUAUUAAUGAGACUUAUUCAUGACAUGACACACAUAUUCUUGUCUUUUCACUUUGCAACUUUUGAAUAUACACUAUGAUUGUUAAUAAUAAUUACGAACUGAUCAUGCAUCUGUUUGUCAUUUUCCAUUUGUAAAUCUCCAUACUACAUUAAAAGUGGAUAAAAAUGUGUACAAAGUAUAAAGCAAAUUACUCAGAGUUCAGGAUUUGCAAUGUUUCAAAUAUAUUUUUGUAUGUUAAAAAUGAUACAUGGUUAGAUUUACAUGCAUGUAUAUGUAUAUAGUAAACAAGUAUUUCAGUUUCAUUUGAUCUUUCCUUGUUUUUCUUAUAUAUUCUGUGUUUGUUCAUUGAUAUGUGAAGCAUUUUAAAGGUUUUAAAGGCUGGA